Eruca vesicaria subsp. sativa (arugula) is the source of this 624-nucleotide messenger RNA. The record is from the annotation of a GenBank genome assembly. Lineage: Eukaryota; Viridiplantae; Streptophyta; Magnoliopsida; Brassicales; Brassicaceae.
GUCAGAAGUGAAGAAGCUGCGACUGUCUCUGCGGCGAGAAUCUCCGAUUAGCCAUGAAUGCUCCGGACCGAUACGAACGAUUCGUCGUCCCUGAAGGCACCAAAAAGGUUUCGUAUGAGAGGGACACGAAGAUCAUUAACGCUGCUUCCUUCACGAUUGAGAGAGAAGACCAUACCAUCGGAAACAUCGUCCGCAUGCAACUUCACCGCGACGAGAAUGUGUUGUUUGCUGGAUACCAAUUGCCUCAUCCUCUCAAGUACAAAAUCAUAGUCAGGAUUCAUACCACAAGCCAGUCUUCUCCUAUGCAAGCAUACAAUCAGGCUAUCAAUGACUUGGACAAGGAGCUUGACUUUCUCAAGAGCCAAUUUGAGGCAGAGGUUGCCAGGUUCUCGAAUCCGUACUAAGAGGAGUUCAGAGUUUUCGUUAUCUAAGCACCAACCAGAAGACUUGUAAUGAGCUUAGUUUUCUUGUAAUUUUGUUUCAGCUCUAUGUUCUGGGUACCAUUUUGCGGCAGCUUGCAAGUAGUGCUUGGAUUUAACCUUUCUCUUUACUAUUUUAUCUGCAAAAGCCUUUUAGUGUUUCAAUUAUAGUACAGAGUGUUUUAAAUUGUGGUCACCUUGAUGA